Zingiber officinale is the source of this 429-nucleotide messenger RNA. Its product is annotated as vegetative cell wall protein gp1-like. The record is from RefSeq and is a predicted model, not a curated record. NCBI's taxonomy places the organism in Eukaryota, Viridiplantae, Streptophyta, Magnoliopsida, Zingiberales, Zingiberaceae. The transcript has a single exon. The coding region runs from base 1 to 429 and encodes 142 amino acids.
AUGGCCUCUUCCGCCUCGGUCUUCCUCGCCGUGGCGGCUCUCCUCGCCGUGGCGUGCUCCGCACAGGGCCCCAGCCCCGCUCCCCUCCGGCCUCCAGCCAUAGCGCCCACGAGGCCCCCCGCCGUCGCCCCGAUCUUUCCACCCCCGCCUCCGACCCCUCCCCCUCCCCCUUCCGUGGCUCCCGCCUCCCCUCCCCCGGCCGUCCCUCCGCCGUCCUCUCCCCCGGCGCGCGCCCCCACCUCCAAUCCCCCAUCGGUGGCUCCCGCCUCGUCCCCUCCCGCUCCGCCUCCGCCGCACUCGAUCGGUUUCCCACCAACCUCACCGCCCGCCUCUCCGCCCACCUCACCGCCGGGCAAUAGCGCCAACUCCGCUGCCGUGAGCUGGAUCGCCGUGGCUGGAGCCCUUGUCGCCGCCGCGGCCGCGCUCUAG